This is a messenger RNA of Bactrocera neohumeralis, 2583 nucleotides long. Its product is annotated as seminase-like. The record is from RefSeq and is a predicted model, not a curated record. The coding region runs from base 1770 to 2537 and encodes 255 amino acids. Gene Ontology annotation, molecular function: serine-type endopeptidase activity. The transcript has 2 exons. Gene Ontology annotation, biological process: proteolysis. NCBI's taxonomy places the organism in Eukaryota, Metazoa, Arthropoda, Insecta, Diptera, Tephritidae.
UAAAAAAAGCGCAUUGAAUUAGGUUUGUCACUUGCAUAAAAUGAAUACUGCUUUAUUUUUUUUUUUUAAUUAAAUACUGAAAUCCAGCUAAAUUAUUAUCGGAGCCGGUGUGAAAAUUGGACUAUGAGCGUGGCACCGCCCAGUUUUUGGUGAAAUCCAAUAUCUCAGGACCCGAUAGACCGAUUUUGACUAAAUUUAGUAUGUGGCAUUUUUUUAAGUGUGAAAUGAACGACAUCGGGCGACAUCGGACUACAAUCCCCAUAUAACAACAAUCAUAUCGGUCAUUAUGUGAGAUAUUCAAUAGAAAUUCGGACAGAUGGUAUUUCUGCAUAUCGAAAAUGAGUUGAAUCGGGGCAAUAUUUCCCUGAGCCCCCAUAUACGAGGUAUGUCAAUUAAGUAAUGAGACUGAUUCCAUAAAAACCGUAUAUUUGAAAAUUAUUCUACUACUCUGCCAUCCCCUUCAAAGUAGUCCUCUUGGGCAGCUAUACAGCGAUCCCAGCGCGUUUUCCAUGCUUCGUAACAGUUCUGGAACGCUUCGACUGGGAUGUCGCGAGUACCCUUGUCACGGCCGCCUGGAUGUCCGUAGUCGAUUCAAAAUGGGUUCCUUUGACCACCGAUUUUGUUUUAGGAAACAAAAAAAGUCACAGGGUGACAUGUCAGGAGAAUAAGGCGGCUGUUGCAACACGGCGAUCCCUUUAGAGACCAAAUACUGGGACAUGCUGAGGGCGGUGUGGCACGGUGCGUUGUCGUGAUGAAGGAUCCAGCUACGAGCGAUGUCUGGGCGUACUCUGUUGACUCGUUUUCGGAAUCUUUCGAGUAUUUGGCAGUAGUAGACUUGAUUCACAGUUCUCCCCGGUAGAACGUAUUCUUUGUGGACGAUUCCACGGCUAUCAAAAAGGCAAUAAUCAUCGUUUUCACCUUCGACUUGCUCAUGCGAGCUUUUUUCGGGAGGGGGCGCGCGGAGACAACAAUUGUGAGCCUGGCCACGACUAAGAGCACUAUCACCAUACACUCUUACAAUUUUAGCGUACGUUUCUGAAGCUGUUUCGCCCAAUCUGGCGCAAAAUUUUAUCGCGACGCGUUACUCUUGGUUUCGUUUUUCCAUUUUCGUGACGAGCACUACAAACACACAUCUCCUCAACUUGACGCAGCAGGAGAACUAAACAAGCUAGAGCGAUGGUACAUAUAUCAAUGGAGAGGGGAGGGAUGCCGGAAAAAGAGAAAGGGAAUUUCAAGGUCACAGGUUUACCGCAAUCGCGGCAAUAAAAUCAGUCUCAUUACUUAAUUGUCAAACCUCGUACAUACAUAAUAUCAAGUUUUUUUUACGUCGUUUACGUUUAAAGUCGUUGAAAGCAUACAAAUUACAGCUUUUGCAAAAAGAACGAAUUUUCCAAGCGUAAUCGCUUUGCUAUAUGGCCUCUCGUAAAGUUCACAGAUGAUCCGUUGUUUUCGAGCCACAUUUUGUUUAGCGAUGAGGGCCAUUCCUGACUCAAUGGGUAUGAGAACAUGCGUAAUUGCCGCAUUUGGGACAAAGAGCAAAAUGAAGGGAUUCUAGAUGUGCCAUUUCAUCCAGAAAAAAACAACGGUUUGUUUUGGUUUUUAGCUUAAAACAUUCUCUCUGCUAAUUUACUUAAUUUAAUAUUAGGUUUAUUAUAUAAUAUUUGAACAGUUGCUUCCUAUGUACUUCCAGUAGGUGAUUACUUCCGCACUUAACGUAAUUUAAGGAAACUUUGGACGCUAGUCAGUCACAGUCAACGCAAAGCACUACAAUGUCGCACACGCACUUGAAGUUAGUAAUUUCUGCUUUCAUGUUUCUGUGGCUAUGCCACAGAACAACAUUAGCAGCUAAGGCUAGUCUUCGGAUAACUGGUGGUCGAACUACGACCAUUGCAAGGGCACCUUAUAUGGUGCAAAUCCGUUACAAUGGUAAAUUCGAGUGUGGUGGCACUUUGAUAUCGACAACUCACGUCCUGACAGCUGCACAUUGUAUCAAAGGCAAGAGACGCGCUGGCUUCAUCAUACAUGCAAAUACCACUAGGUUAUCACAGGCGGGCAUAAGACGCCGCGUCUCAAGAGCGUUCGUACCGCGUAGAUUUACGACAGCAACUAAAAGAAUGGAUGUGGCUGUAUUGAAGUUAGCCGCAGCUAUCAAUGGCACCUAUGCACAACCGAUUGGCCUGUGCAAUACUACAUUGACUGCUGGACUUAGAUUGACAGUCUUAGGCUGGGGAACGACUUCGGAAAGUAGUAGUACUGCAUCGAAUGUUUUGCGUAGAGCAAAUGUACCAGUUAUACGAAAAGCGAAAUGCCGAAAAGAAUAUAGCGGUAUUCAAACUCUGACAAGGACCAUGUUUUGUGCUGGUGUACCUGGGACCAAAGACUCAUGCUCGGGUGAUUCUGGUGGCCCGGCAGUACACAAUGGACGUGUGUGCGGCAUUGUCUCGUUUGGUUAUGGCUGUGCACGUCCAAACUAUCCUGGUGUCUAUACGAGUGUACCGAUGGUGCGAAGAUUUAUAAACCGUGCAUUGGCACAAUAAUGUCAAUAUCUAUUGUAAUUUGUUUUGUUUACCGCAAUAAAUAUUU